UCGGCGGCUGUAGAUUGUCCGGGCUGCCGUAAAUGGUUCAACAAUACGCGAAAUGAGCGCACGCUGGCGUAGCGAAGCGCUUUACUUAGCGUUCGCGAUCGCUGUGCUGCCACAUGCCAGUCCAGUCGAAGGCUCCGGCGGGGGUGGCAUGUUUGGAGAUGUUAAUAUAUCAGCUAUUUUAGACUCUUUUAGUAUAAGUUAUGAUAAAAGAGUUAGGCCGAAUUAUGGUGGACCACCCGUGGAAGUGGGGGUUACCAUGUACGUGCUCUCCAUCAGCUCUCUGUCUGAAGUGAAAAUGGAUUUUACAUUGGACUUUUAUUUUCGACAAUUUUGGACGGAUCCGCGUCUAGCAUAUAAGAAAAGAGCCGGGGUUGAGACUCUAUCAGUAGGCUCCGAAUUUAUUAAGAAUAUAUGGGUGCCCGAUACAUUUUUUGUUAAUGAAAAGCAAUCUUAUUUUCACAUAGCCACUACUAGUAACGAAUUUAUAAGGAUACAUUAUUCAGGAUCGAUUACAAGAAGUAUAAGAUUAACCAUUACAGCAUCUUGCCCUAUGAAUCUUCAAUAUUUCCCAAUGGACCGUCAAUUAUGUCACAUUGAGAUAGAGAGUUUCGGCUACACCAUGCGAGACAUCCGUUACAAAUGGAACGAGGGGCCCAAUUCUGUGGGCGUUUCCAGUGAGGUGUCCCUGCCGCAAUUCAAGGUGCUUGGCCAUCGACAACGAGCUAUGGAGAUCUCGCUUACAACAGGAAACUACUCAAGAUUGGCUUGUGAAAUCCAAUUUGUACGUUCAAUGGGAUACUAUUUAAUUCAAAUUUACAUUCCAUCUGGUCUAAUUGUUAUCAUAUCAUGGGUAUCAUUUUGGUUAAAUCGUAACGCGACCCCUGCUCGCGUGGCGCUAGGUGUCACCACGGUUUUGACGAUGACCACACUCAUGUCCUCAACGAACGCUGCUCUGCCUAAGAUCUCAUACGUCAAGUCCAUCGACGUGUACCUGGGCACUUGUUUCGUUAUGGUCUUCGCGAGUUUAUUAGAAUAUGCUACGGUUGGAUAUAUGGCAAAAAGGAUACAAAUGAGAAAACAGAGAUUUAUGACGAUUCAAAAGAUUGCGUCAGAGAAGAAAAUGCCAGUUGACUGUCCACCAGAUACCCACACGCUUUCGAAAAUGAAUACGAUUGGAAGAUGUAACCCCGGUCGUCCAUCAGAAGUUCGAUUCAAAGUGCAUGAUCCCAAAGUACAUUCGAAGGGCGGAAUAUUGGAGAACACCAUAAAUGGCGGAAGAAAUACGGAAGAAGAAAAUCCGCCGGCCCCUCAGCUUUUACCACCUGGAAAGGACAUCAGCAAGUUACUCGGAAUGACUCCGUCGGACAUCGACAAAUAUUCGCGUAUCGUUUUCCCUGUAUGCUUUGUCUGCUUCAAUCUAAUGUACUGGAUUAUAUAUCUCCACGUUUCCGAUGUCGUAGCUGACGAUCUGGUACUUCUGGAAGAGGAUAAAUAGAAGGGUCUAAGCUAUCACCACUUAUUUUUCCACUCGCACACAUUAAAUAAUAAUUUGAAAUGCGGUAUCAUUUCAAUGAUAAAAACUUCUAGAAGUUAACGCUCGUAGCAUAGAUGCUAGAAUAUCGCUUUAGAUUAAUUGUAUAUAAAUCGAUCUUCAAUCUACACGACAUUAACGAAUUGUAUUAAAUAGUGGAUAGGAUUUUGUAAGUAUUCCUUCGGGAGCUAGAAAUGACUGAAUCUGUUCUAAUAGGAUUGAAAUGGUUGUAACGUUGAAAGAGCCUUUUUAUUAUCUUUCAAAUUAUUAUUUCGUGGCAAAAUGAGUGGAAUAUCAAUUACGAUUUAGUAAUUUAUUCUAAUGCUCAAAUUAGCUUUAUCUGUUAGUUUUCUUAUGUAAUACAUUUGUUUUUGGACCAUGUGAUAAAUAAAAAUUUAACUGUAGUUGCAUAUAUCAUAAAAUAGUUAAUUAUAGUAUCUCAUGGCUUUAUUGUAUAUUUAUAGUUUAUUUUAAGUACCAGCUUUAAAAUGCAUGAAUUUUUAGUUCUAAGUUGGAUAAUGUAGUAAUAAUUAUGUAUCAUUUAUAACUGUUAGAGUGAAAACUUGAUUUGCAGUAUUGUUCAUUUUAUUGACAUUUCAUAUAUGUGAUCGAAACUGCAUGAUUCUUGGCAUGAUAUAUGACUCGAAAUGGAAUUAAAUUAACCAAAUAUACCAAUCAUCAAUCAAUCUAGGUAUGACAGCAUUUUAAAUAAAAUCGUUGUAUCCUUAUUUGGCAUUGCUGCUUUCACAAAUACAUCGAAACGUGUGUUAAUACAAGCAAUUUAAGAACAGUCAAAAAUAGUUAAUCAUUACAUGUAACUAAUGCAAACGCAUCUCAAUAAAUUGGGCUUAUUGUUUAUUUAUAAAUGCAGGACAUAGUAUACAUAAUGUAUUCUUGUAGUUAGUGCUAGAAAAUAAAAGGCGAUGUAG
Pieris rapae (cabbage white) is the source of this 2460-nucleotide messenger RNA. It is a transcript of the gene rdl1, whose product is annotated as gamma-aminobutyric acid receptor subunit beta-like. Gene Ontology annotation, molecular function: chloride channel activity; extracellular ligand-gated monoatomic ion channel activity; GABA-A receptor activity. NCBI's taxonomy places the organism in Eukaryota, Metazoa, Arthropoda, Insecta, Lepidoptera, Pieridae. Bases 53 to 1495 code for a protein of 480 amino acids. Gene Ontology annotation, biological process: chloride transmembrane transport; chemical synaptic transmission; nervous system process. Gene Ontology annotation, cellular component: membrane; neuron projection; synapse. The transcript is spliced from 10 exons. The record is from RefSeq and is a predicted model, not a curated record.